AUGUACGACCCCAAGCCAGGCGAUCGGCUGUCAAGCCUCGACACGCCGUCAAUGAUAGUUGACCUCGACAUAAUGGAAGAAAACAUCCGCAAGCUCUUCCUCCUCCUGCAACCAACAGGCGUCUCCAUCCGUCCCCACCUCAAAACGACCAAAAGCCCCAUUCUCGCCAAGAAGCUGAUCGCGGCCGGCGCCAAAGGAGGAUGUGUCGCCAAACUCAGCGAGGCGGAAGUCAUGUGUGCUGAAGGCGUCGACGAUAUCCUCAUCACCUGUGAGAUCGUGGGCCCUGCCAAGGUUCCGAGGCUCGUGGAGCUGUUCCGCAAAUAUCCUAAGAUCCAGACCGUCGUUGAUAGUAAAGAAGGAGCUAGUGCUAUUGAUGCUGCGUUGAAAGCCUCGGGUAUCGAGACCCCGAUUCAGGUUCUGAUUGAUCUUGACGUUGGCUUGCACCGUACGGGUGUUGCUCCAGAAGCCGCUCUGCCUCUCGCGCAGCAUAUUGCAAAAUUGGGUCAUUUGAAGCUGAUUGGCGUGCAAGGCUAUGAAGGACAUCUGCAGCAUGUCCACAGCCGCGAACAAAGGGAAAAGGAGUGCCGAGCAUCGAUGGUGAUCCUCAGCGCAACAGCGACAUUGCUCCGGGAGGAAGGCUUCGAUAUCCAAGUCGUGACGACGGGCGGAACAGGCACGGCAGAAUUCUGCGCCACCGUUCCAGGAAUCACAGAAGUACAGCCCGGCUCAUUCAUCUUCAUGGAUUCAGACUAUCGGAACGCGGUCGGCACUUACUUCUCCCAUUCCCUGACCAUCCUCUCCACCGUCAUAUCCAAAUCCGGAACCGAACGGAGAGUGACGAUCGAUGCAGGUUUGAAGAGUCUCACAACUGAUAGCGGGAACGCUGAACCAAAGGAUAUGCCCGGUGUUGUUUAUACGCCCAUGGGCGAUGAACAUGGCUGGCUCACCUGGGGGGUAGAACUUGAGGAUUUUCCGCUCGGCGCGAGGGUCGAGAUGAUUCCGAGUCAUAUCGAUCCGACGGUUAACCUGCACGAUUUUUAUUAUGCGCAUCGGAAGGGGGUGAUUGAGGAGAUCUGGCCGGUGGCUACCAGGGGGAAGGUUCAGUAG
Molecule: messenger RNA, 1107 nt
Organism: Hyaloscypha bicolor E
Lineage: Eukaryota; Fungi; Ascomycota; Leotiomycetes; Helotiales; Hyaloscyphaceae
Exons: 1
Coding region: 1-1107 (368 amino acids)
Biological process (GO): D-serine catabolic process
Molecular function (GO): D-serine ammonia-lyase activity
Source: RefSeq, a predicted model, not a curated record